Fraxinus pennsylvanica is the source of this 1119-nucleotide messenger RNA. The record is from the annotation of a GenBank genome assembly. Lineage: Eukaryota; Viridiplantae; Streptophyta; Magnoliopsida; Lamiales; Oleaceae.
AUGCCUCGCGCACUCUUUCACAGUCACCUUCCAGUCACCACCUCCGACCACCAUCCCACAGCCACCGACAACCACCAGUACUCCAAGUCGGUGAAGACCAAAAAGCCCCCAACUUUAUCACUCUCACCGCACACUCCCCUGCCUAUUUUCGUCAUUUCGGCCAUCUGCCUCCUCAUAGGUGUCGCCGGAGUUAUAUUCUUUUUCCUCGCGGUCCUCCGCCCCAGACCCACCCCCGUCUUCCGCUGCGGGCGCAUCGAGGACACCUUUCGUGCAUUCUACUCAGGCCAACUUGGUGGCGCAACCGCCGGAGACUCCGGGGUCCCUGACCGGCCAAAAGUUCAUGGAUUUGUCGGAAUCCAAACCGGGUUCUCCUCCGGAGAUCGCCGCAAGGCUUUGAGGAGUACUUGGUUCCCCUCUGAUCCCGAGAAUCUUCUCAGGUUGGAGCAGGCUACUGGUCUGGCCUUUAGAUUUGUAAUUGGACGGUCUAAAGAUGCGAAGAAGAUGGAAAAUCUUGAGAAAGAAAUUGAGAAGUACAAGGAUUUUAUGAUUAUAGAUGUUGAGGAAGAAUACUCAAAACUUCCAUACAAGACGUUGGCAUUUUUUAAAGCUGCCUUUGAGCUGUUUGAAGCAGAUUAUUAUGUUAAAGCUGAUGAUGACAUUUAUUUGCGCCCUGAUCGACUAGCAACUCUUCUGGCAAAAGAGAGAACCGAUCCAAGGACAUACAUUGGCUGUAUGAAGAAAGGACCAGUAAUUACUGACCCAAAAAUGAAGUGGUAUGAGAAAUCUGGACAUCUAAUCGGAAAUGAAUACUUCUUACAUGCUUAUGGUCCUAUCUAUGUUCUUUCUGCAGAGGUGGUGUCAUCACUGGCUAUUGCUAGGAACAACAGCUUGAGAAUGUUCAACAACGAAGACGUCACAAUUGGAUCUUGGAUGCUUGCUAUGAAUGUCCAUCACGAAAAUAACAGGGCGCUAUGUGAUCCUCGCUGCACGCCCACAUCUAUUGCAGUUUGGGACAUACCAAAGUGUUCAGGUUUAUGCAAUCCGGCUAAGAAGAUGAUGGAACUUCAAAAGAUCGAUAUGUGUUCCAAGAGCCCUACACUGCCACCUGAUGAUAGGUAG